AGAGCCAACCAAAAUUAGUGAGACAAAACUAGGUUUGCAUAAUACAUCUAUGCAAAAAGAAAGAGCCUAUUAUGUGUUGCAAGAGGAUUAGGGGAAGUGAUUGCUGAAGUCAGAGCAUAAAGCUUUGCAAGGUCAGCUCCAGGAACAGUUAGUGAUCAAAACCUGAGUGUAUGUAGCUCAAAGCAACCACAAACACCACCUUCCACUCUAAAUGUGUCUGGUUUGUUUCUGAAACACUGAGAUGAUCCUGCUGGGCUACGGUGCUCUGCUCCUCUUCUGGACAUGUUGUUCUGCCCAAAAUGACUGUAAAACCCCACCUCCUAGAAGAAGAAAAGAAGUACUUACAGAAACAUGGAACAAGGACUCUUACCCACAUGGUACUCGAGCAACUUAUGCGUGUCGACCUGGCUAUAUAAAACUUGGGCGUGUUAUAUUCCAGUGUAAUAAUGGAAUAUGGCAACAUGCCCCUCCAUAUAUAGAAUGCCAAAACAAGCCCUGUGGCCAUCCUGGAGACAUUCCGUUUGGCUCCUUUGACCUUACAGAAGGAACUGAAUUUGUAUUUGGUGCUCGUGUUGAAUACAAAUGUAAUGAUGGAUACCGGAUGCUAAGUCAAAGACACACUCGUGAGUGUCUGGCAGAUGGGUGGAGCAAUGAUUUGCCUCACUGUGAAGUGGUAAAGUGUCUGCCAGUAACAGCUCCAGAAAAUGGAAGAAUUGUCAUGUCUGGUACAUACGAGAUGGACCAAGAAUUUUCCUUUGGACAAGCCAUACGGUUUGAAUGUAAUGCAGACUAUAAACUUAAGGGAGACAGAGAAAUAUAUUGCUCAGCUACUGGUGAUUGGAGUCAGGAGGUACCGCAAUGUACAGAAGUAACAUGCACCCCACCAGUUAUUCUGAAUGGAGAGGUAAUGGUUCCAAGGAGACUUUACAAGGAGAAAGAACGAAUACAAUUUAACUGUGAUACAGGAUUUAAGUUCAAUGAAAGAUCAGAUGCAGUAUGUACUGAAGAUGGAUGGAGACCAGCCCCGUUAUGUAUAGAAGUUACAUGUGAUCAUCCAAAAGUGGCUGAUGGUAGCUUUGUCCCUUCAAAGACAAUAUACAGAGAAGAGGAUGUAAUCAUAGUGGACUGCAAGCGUGGAUUUCACUUUGACUCAUUCAGUGGGAACACAGCUCAAUGCACUAAGAAUGGCUGGAUACCUGUUCCAAAAUGUGUCUUGCGACCUUGUGACUACCCACAGGUAGAAAAUAUUGAAUUAAGUGGCUAUUAUCAAAGCAACAGAGAACGAGCCUUUCCAGCACAGAUAGGCUCAACAGUGUACUACAAUUGUGCCAAUGGUUAUGUAACUGCGACUGAAUAUUGGAUUUUAAUCAGAUGUACAAGAGAUGGCUGGGAUCCUGCACCAAAAUGUUUCAGGCAGAUCAACUACUAG
This is a messenger RNA of Gavialis gangeticus (Gharial), 1429 nucleotides long. It is a transcript of the gene CFH, whose product is annotated as complement factor H. The transcript has 9 exons. The record is from RefSeq and is a predicted model, not a curated record. Bases 242 to 1429 code for a protein of 395 amino acids. NCBI's taxonomy places the organism in Eukaryota, Metazoa, Chordata, Crocodylia, Gavialidae.